Messenger RNA from Oldenlandia corymbosa var. corymbosa, 1242 nucleotides. NCBI's taxonomy places the organism in Eukaryota, Viridiplantae, Streptophyta, Magnoliopsida, Gentianales, Rubiaceae. The record is from the annotation of a GenBank genome assembly.
AUGAGUCCAACUCCGUCACCCUCUUCUUCCUCUGUUACUACUAAUCAGUCUUCGUCCAAUUCCACUCCCACGCUCCCGCCGAUCAACCCCGCUUCUGCCGCUACAUCAUCUUCUUGCGAUAUGUUUAACUUGUAUCAUCUCUGGAUUUCUUUAUUGUUCGCUUCUACCAAAGACCUUGUGGCUGCCAGUGCAUCAGCCGACAAGUUGGUUAAGGAAGAGUCGAGGACGACGCUGCUCUUGCCCAGCGAGAAUCGUACGGGCACCACUGCUGUUAUUCAACAACAUCGAGCCAGCCCGAGCUGCCCUGCUCUUAAUCCCAAGCUCAAUUACCGACCGGUGGUCGGAAUUCUUAGCCACCCUGGAGACGGCGCCUCCGGCCGGCUUAAUAAUGAUUCCAAUGCUUCUUAUAUUGCAGCUUCGUAUGUGAAAUUUGUGGAAUCCGCCGGAGCUAGAGUUAUUCCCCUUAUCUACAACGAACCUCUGGAUGUUCUAGAAGAGAAACUCAGUCUGGUGAAUGGUGUACUCUUCACUGGUGGAUGGGCUAAAAAUGGUCUCUACUAUGACAGAGUGGCAACUGUGUUUCAGAAAGUUUUGGAAAAAAAUGAUGCAGGGGACCAUUUUCCGCUAGUUGCCAUUUGCUUAGGCUUUGAACUCCUGACUAUGAUAAUUAGCAAGGACAAAAAUAUUCUUGAGCAAUUCAGUGCUGGUGAUCAAGCAUCUACUCUCCAAUUCAUGGAAAACAUAAAGCUUCAAGGCACUGUUUUCCAGAGAUUUCCUCCAGAUUUGCUGAAGAAGCUGAGUACUGAUUGCCUUGUUAUGCAGAAUCAUCAUUAUGGUAUAUCACCAGAAACUUUCAGGAAGAAUUCUGAUUUGUGCAACUUUUUUGAGAUUUUGACUACUAGUGAAGAUGAGGAUAAUAAGGUCUAUGUUUCUACAGUUAAGGCACACCACUAUCCCAUUACCGCCUUUCAGUGGCACCCAGAGAAAAAUGCAUUUGAAUGGGGUUUAUCAAGAAUUCCACACUCAGAAGAUGCAAUUCAAGUGACACAAUAUGUUGCCAAUUUCUUUAUUAGUGAGGUGAGGAAGUCCUUAAACAGGCCACCGACUCGUAAAGUGCUGGACAACCUCAUUUACAACUUCACACCAACCUAUUGUGGGAGAGCUGGGAGAGGGUAUGAUGAGGUUUACAUCUUCGCUAGACCUUCAAUGAGGGAAUGUUCAUCAGUAAAAUGUAAAUAUUGA